GUAGUGCAACGGUAAAAAUUUUCAAGUUUGCACUUCUCCUUCUUCUUCAAUCUUCUUCACUGAAAAUCUUUCUUUCCAGAGUAUUUUUUUUCUGCUUUCUUCUCCUCUCGGUUUCCUUCUUCCCCAAACGAGAGGAGCCUGUUGCGAUCGUUACAGAAAAUCCACCCAUUCAUUACGCGAUCUCGUUUUCGCGCUGGAACCUGUCUUUUUUUUUUUCGGCUUUCUUCCCCAAACGAGAGGAGCCUGUUACAAUUCCAUAGGCAGAAAAUCCAACCAUUCAUUACCCGAUCUCGUUUUCGGGCUGGAACCUGUCUUUUUUUUUUUCUCUCUGCUUUCUUCCCCAUAAGAGAGGAACCUGUUACGAUUCCGUUACAGAAAAUCCACCCAUUCAUUACGCGAUCUCGUUUUGGGAGUUGGAAUCAACUCAAAAUUGGUGAUCACCAGAUAGAUUGCGAUGGAGAACAGGUGGAAAUCUGAUGAUUUUGAUUUUGAUUUUGAUUUGGAGGAAGAUGAACAAAGCACGUCAGGGUUUCCGGUGGGAGUGUUAACCUUCGCACCGACUGAUGAACUACUGGUUGCAUACUUUCUACGCAACAAAAUUCUUGGAAAGAAGACUAAUCUCAUCAACAUGUUCAUUGUCGAAGCCGAUGUCUACGCAUCUCACCCAGAUGGGUUGCCCUGGGAAUACCACCCCCAAGUCACUGACGGGCAUCGCUAUUACUUCGUCAGGCGCCGUAAAGUUUCUGCAAACUGCAAGGGAAAGAGGCCAAGUCGCACCAUUGAUUGUGGAUGGUGGCGCUCUGACACCGGCGACAAAGAAAUUGCAAGACGCGGUGCAGUCGUUGGUUUCAAGAAAACCCUUUCUUUCUUUCUUUACAAGGAUCAAGCCAAGAAGCGCAAUGAGGCUCAGAAAAGUGGGUGGAUUAUGCAUGAAUAUCGACUUGCUGGUGGAGACGAAUUUCAAGAAUGGGCUCUUUGCAAGCUUUAUAAUAAACCCAUCAAAAACAGUAAACCCACCAAAAAGAUAAAUACUGUGGAGACGAUCGGUUCGAUGGCUUGUGAGACCGCCGCGAUUCAGCUUCAAUCAACUUUGCCUGACGUUAACUAUUGUCAUGAGCUAAAAGAGUAUGAAUUCUUGGAAGAUGCUGAAUAUACGGAGGAGACGAUCAGUCCGAUGAUUUCUGAGACGGCAACAAUUCAGUCCCAAUCAAUUUUGCCAGAAGUUAACCAUUCUCAUGGCUUAGAAGAGUAUGCAUUAUUGGAAGAUGCUGAAUAUAUGGAGGAGAUGGGUAAUUGGUUUUCUGAUUUUAUGCGCCGCGAGGAAUAGAUGACAGAAUAUGAUAUUCGCGGUUAUGGUAAUAUGCUGCCGUCCCAGUUGUUGUAAAGUCGACAGUUUUCUCUCUCUCUUUUUUUUUUUUUUGCUG
Carica papaya (papaya) is the source of this 1424-nucleotide messenger RNA. RefSeq names its product NAC domain-containing protein 100-like. NCBI's taxonomy places the organism in Eukaryota, Viridiplantae, Streptophyta, Magnoliopsida, Brassicales, Caricaceae. Gene Ontology annotation, molecular function: DNA binding. The record is from RefSeq and is a predicted model, not a curated record. Gene Ontology annotation, biological process: regulation of DNA-templated transcription.